UGUAAGCACGUAGCAGACGCAAAGCAGCGCUGCAGAAAUGGCGGCGGACGGUGUUAGGUAUUCGCUGCAGCUCCCUUGCGUUUUUUCAUCCAAAUCGCGACAGUAUUUAGCUGUCUGUGCACAGGAUGGCAGACUUCGCGUCUGGAACACGGACAGUAAAACUCUUCACCAAGAAUUCGUGCCUUCAGCCCAUUUAAGCGCCACCUGUACGUGCAUAGCUUGGGGACCAUGCCGGACAGUGAAGGAGGGGCCUCAGAGGAAGAAGAGGAAAUCAGAGGUGGCUCAGGUGGAGGAGAGGGCAGACCUGUUGGCAAUGGGCACAGCAGCUGGAACCGUUCUCAUCUACAGUACAGUGAAGGGAGCCUUGCACUGUACUCUGGAUGGAGGUCACAGCGGAGGAGUGAACUGUGUCCACUGGCAUCCUGAAGACGGUUUAUUGUACAGCGGCUCAGAAGACACAAACAUCAUUGAGUGGGACCUGCAGACUGGAAAGACACGAAGUAAGUGGAAAGCGGACCGUGCAGCAGUGACCAGUUUAUGUGUGAGCCCCGAUGGGAAACUGUUGCUCUCAGCUGGACACGUGAUCAAGAUGUGGGAUUUGGAGACCAAGGAGGUUUACAGGAAAUUCACAGGCCACUCCACGGCUGUGACGAUCCUGCGCUUUGCCACCACACGACCUCCGGACAGCAACGGCCUUUACUUCCUCUCAGGAGCAGCACACGAUCGACUGCUCAGUGUUUGGCAAGUACGAGAAGAUGGGAAGGACAAAAACUCUGUGGUUUCUUUCACUUUGACGGAUGAACCCCAACACGUGGACCUCAGCACAUCUGGCAGAAAGGAAGAGGCUGUGAGGCUGGCAGUGGUGUGUAAGGACGGACAGCUGCAUCUGUUUGAGCACUUUUUAAAUGGGCCUUGUAAGAAGCCGCUGUUACCAUCCUGUUCGGUGCAGAUGUCCGACACCAAGGAUUCCCCGAUGCCGAUCCCACUGCUGGCGGCUGCGCUCGGAGCCGAUCCGCGGUCCGUGCUGCUCGCGUACGGCAGCCAUCUUCAGCCUGUGAUGGAGAAAGUGGAGAUCAACAUGGCAGAGAGACAUGUAUGUUUGACUCGAGAUGUUAAGACCACCCUGUCCCUUUCUAUGGAGACCACUGUCUCUAAGGUGAAAACUCCUAUUGUCAGUGCCAAGAGCAAAGUCUUGAUUCCAGGACUGCCCGGUCACAAAGCUCCGCUAACGGCGGCUCCACAGGGAACGGAAAAGAGGAAAAAAGACGCAGACAACAAAGAGAUUUCCAUAGCGGAGCGGCUCGGUGAAAUGGACCUUGAAGCAGUUUCCAACCAGAAAGGAGCUCCUAAAGUGGAGGCCUCAUUGCAGACGGACAACUAUGCGGUCCUGCUGAUGCAGGGCCUCGAGAGCAAAGAUGCUAACAUCCUAAAUAAAGUUUUCCAGACUCGUAAAGAGGCGUUAAUAAAAAAGACAGUAGCUCGAUUACCGCUCCCAGCUGUUAUACCGUUGGUUGAAGAGCUAACGAAGAGGCUCCAGGGGCACCCUUUAGCGGCGUGUCUGAUGGUACGGUGGCUCAAGGCAGUCCUCAUGCACCACACGUCAUACCUGGCAUCGCUGCCGGACCUGGUCACCCAGCUGGGAGUCCUUUAUCACAUGAUCGAGAGCAGAGUGAAGAUAUUCCACAAACUGACAAAGCUGCACGGGAAGCUGCAUCUCCUAAUGAACCAGGUGGCAGCAAACGACAGCAGUACCUUGGUGUCAGAUGUCGACCAUACAGCUAAACUGGUGUAUGAAGAGGACUCGUCUGACGAAGAUGAGGCGUCUGUUGACGAAGCCCUUCCCGAUGAAGACUCUGAUCACUGGGAAGAAGAGGAGGCAAUGCAGGAAAGUAAAGACGACGAAGAAGACUUGGAUCCCGACAGAAGAACAGAACCCAAAGCGAACGGAGAUGAGGACAUGGAGCACGAAAAUGAGAGCGAAGAAGAAUGAGAACAAAACGAUUUCAAUGAUGCAUAAGGACCUGAAAGAGUUAUAUAUGAACUGUCAUUUUAUUUUCAAGCUUUUUGAUUUUAUUAUCAGAGGGGGAAAAAAAGUUUUACAAAAAUCAAGAGACGCAUUUCAGUGGCGGUCCCUCCCUUCCUCUCCCACAACUGCUUCGCCAUAAACAUCUUAAGCUUGUGAUUCUUCUCACCAGUUGAGCAACAUUUCAGUGAAACUACAACUGAUGCAAAUCCUCUGCUCAUCUGUGCCAGCCUGCAUCCCAGCUUCACCUGCCGUUCCAGUUUUUCCUCCGCAUUCCAAGAUGUGUUGUUAGUCCGUAAAAUAUUACCACAUUGUUUGUUCAUUGUAAUAAUAGUCAUUCUGAUUGGUUUAAGUUAACUCUGGAGCAAACAUGCGAACUCAGCACUGGAGUCUAGCUGGAAUGCAGACUAGCCCAUGCCUGGUUGUUGUGCAGGAUACAGGAGGUGGGGCUGCAAUGCGAGACCUUUCAGCAUGGUCCCACACAGUGUAAAUCUAUAUGUACAGUGAAGUGUUUGUAUGAGCUCUUCCCUCUACACAAAUCUUUGGGAUUAAACAACCUUCUGUAAAGUG
This is a messenger RNA of Girardinichthys multiradiatus, 2593 nucleotides long. It is a transcript of the gene wdr43, whose product is annotated as WD repeat domain 43. The record is from RefSeq and is a predicted model, not a curated record. Bases 38 to 1990 code for a protein of 650 amino acids. Gene Ontology annotation, cellular component: nucleolus. NCBI's taxonomy places the organism in Eukaryota, Metazoa, Chordata, Actinopteri, Cyprinodontiformes, Goodeidae. Gene Ontology annotation, molecular function: protein binding. Gene Ontology annotation, biological process: maturation of SSU-rRNA from tricistronic rRNA transcript (SSU-rRNA, 5.8S rRNA, LSU-rRNA). The transcript is spliced from 18 exons.